This is a messenger RNA of Daldinia decipiens, 2020 nucleotides long. RefSeq lists its product as uncharacterized. The coding region runs from base 251 to 2020 and encodes 589 amino acids. NCBI's taxonomy places the organism in Eukaryota, Fungi, Ascomycota, Sordariomycetes, Xylariales, Hypoxylaceae. Gene Ontology annotation, biological process: regulation of DNA-templated transcription. The transcript has 2 exons. The record is from RefSeq and is a predicted model, not a curated record. Gene Ontology annotation, molecular function: DNA-binding transcription factor activity.
UAUCCAAAUUUCCCUUCUAAUCCGCCUUCCUUACCAAUCUUGCCAUUUCUUUCAACAUUACUUCGCUCACGAUACUUCUUCUUUUUCCUCUCUAUACCAAUACUCAAUACUCUAUCCAAUUCUUUUUUUAGCGAAUCGAAACCACUAUUUUCUAUCGAAUAUACUCGUGUAUAUAGACUUAAAAUAAGCAUUUCUCUUUUUAAGAUAGUCAUUCGGACUGGAUUGAGCAGAUUCACCUUCCAGAGUGGUUAUGUCGGCUUCAAGCCAGCCUUCGUCGAGCCCCACGGGCAUGGUCGAGGUCGAUCCUCUCGAACUCUUCGAUUUCCACGAGUACGACUCGAACACAUAUCGACCAACUUCGACCUUAGCUUCUCCAGGCGCCACCAAAUCCCAAUUCACCAUAAACUCAGCGGCAGUAACAACACCAAGUACCUUGCCAACCACGCAGGCACUAUCGGGUCCUAGUCAUCAGUACGAUCAGUAUAAGCAGCAGACACCCUUCGUCCCGGGAGCCCUCACCAGUACGAUUGCUAUCAACAAUAGUAGCCAACUUUCCGGGUAUGCUAUAGACUAUAUGCCUUCGGAGAUUGGCUCGAGCGAGGACACAUUCGACUUCAAUACUGUCCCGUCGCGGAAUAUGAGCACCACUGAUAUGGACCUUGACUUCGAUUCCCAGGCCGAGGCCUCGUUUUUCUUUCCGGAGGCGACGAUUGACCCCAACGCAAUUGGAGGAGAGUCUCAAGCAAUGACGUCGCCAACUGUUCCAAGCCAGACGAGCAAUGUGGGGAGGAUGUAUCCUGGUAUGCAUCAGCAGGCUGCAUUGGCAAAGGCGCAGGCACAGCAGAGACAACAGCAGCAUCUUAUCCAGCAGAGACAAAAUCAGCAAGCGAAGCAACAUAGGGCAAAGGCUUCUAUGCCUUCGGAUCCGAUUGUAGAGCAGAAGAUUACUCAGCUUCUUAAUUCCAUGAGGUCGAAAGCCGGUGCUAGUCCUGGCGAUUCGGGCGACAAUUCUCCUCUUCUCCAGUUGCCGAGGCCUAAAAAAGAAGAAGAUGAUAUGGAUGAAGACGAAAGACUGCUUGCUAGCGAGGAAGGGAAGAAGCUUAGCAGCAAGGAAAGGCGCCAAUUGCGCAACAAGGUUUCCGCUCGGGCUUUUCGAUCAAGAAGAAAAGAGUAUAUUACACAACUCGAGGCCGAGAUUGCGAAUAAGGUGACCGAGAAUGGUGACUUGCGUGCUCAGAAUCGUGCCUUGAUCGAGGAGAAUAAACGUCUCACCGACCUCAGCCGGAUGUUGCUUGCAUCGCCGUCAUUUUCCAAUUUCCUAGACCAUCUUAGUUCCAACUCUUCUGCACCCUCUCAACAACAACAGCAGCAGCAGCAGCAGCAGCAACAACAACAACAGCAACAGCAACAGUCGCAACGACAGCUCGAGUCUCAAGUCCCCAAAGAUGUCAAUCCCUUCAUUGCGGGCCAACAAAAUCAUCAGCAUCAAAUAGGGAUGGUUAUGAUGCCCGAGCAAACAAUGGACUUUUCUAUGCUGAAUAUCAACUCGGACUUCAAUUAUCAACCUAGGGUUUUUGCUAUUUUGGAGACACCGGAGAUGCCCAUUAUUGACACAGAAGCUUUGGCGGGCAAGGGGCCGAGUUUUGUAGAAUCUUUUUCAGCAGAUGCCGAGAAGAACGGAGCUCCCGUCCUAGAGUCACCCGUUGAAUUUCCGGAGUUGGCGGAGACUCUUGCCGAGUCGGAAGUAUCUGAAUACUCGGUCGCAGAUCUUGACGGAGACAUCUAUGAUGAUGAAACGACUAUUACAUCGUCGAAACCUGUGGAGUUGAACACGGAUAGUCUCACUGCCGUAGACAUCUUCGGCGGUAUCGAACCUGAGAAAACAUUCGCUAGAUAUGAGCUUGUUGAUUGUUCAGACGAAGACACUGUUGCCAUUAUGGCCGCACGACGGGUGGAGCGUCUCGCGGCCAGCCUUGAACCUGUCCUGGCCAGGCUAGAUAUGCUUAGCAUCGGGCUAUGA